Molecule: messenger RNA, 849 nt
Organism: Mesorhabditis belari
Lineage: Eukaryota; Metazoa; Nematoda; Chromadorea; Rhabditida; Rhabditidae
Source: the annotation of a GenBank genome assembly
AUGUCAACUAGCGACUCGUCGUCGACAAGAGAUAAAUCAUCCGAUCGUCGGUCUUCUUCAUCGACAUCAGUCUCUUCUUCACACUCCACUUCAACACUGGUCUCUUGUUCGCGAGACGAGAAAACACAGAACCGAUUUCGUCGACAUCUUCGAAGAGAUUUCUACAAAAUUGAAAAGUAUUUGUGCGACAUGGGUCAACCGGGCGAUCGUGUCACCGUUACUCAAGUCGACGGAACUCCCAAAGAUAUAGUUUCUGAGACAGCUCACGGUUAUCUGAAUGAGAAUCGAAUGGUGGUUUUGGAGGAUGUCGUCAAUCAAGAAAUCAAUAAUGUGAACAAGAACAGUGAUGAGAAAGGAGCAAGUGCUGAGACAAAUGUCGACAUGGUUUGCCCUCCAACAGCCAUUCCAACAACUCCAUCACCCAAUCAUCCACUCACAUAUCCAGCUCCUGUUCUGGCUCCCGUCUCUCAAAUCGAUCUUCGCCCACAAACACCAAAUGGAAGUCGAAUCGCCACACAGAAAAAGGAAGAAAAAUAUGAGAAAUCCGAGUCCAGCCAAUCGCGUCAAAGCAACCGAAAGGGCUACUCAACCAGCAAGAGGAUUUUUCCCGAGGACGAUGGCGGCAAGUCCACAUCAAAUCAUCAACCUUCUCAUACUGUGAAACAUGAAGUGAUACGCACACAUCGCCGUGGAAUUCUUGUGAAUAUUGAUGUUCAUUCUCGUUGGUGGGUGCAUGCAGGUGAAACGGCUCCCAGCGGUUUCGAAGGAAUGCGUCUCAUUGUUGAUUGUCCUAACUAUGAACCAACGCGUAUCAACGUGAACGGUAAAUGGAAGAAAAUCGUUGAUGAA